GCUCACAUUUGGCUGAUGGGGCAGGUGAGCUGGGUAGGGGACCCUGCAGGGGGGUGGCACUAAAGCGUGGGUGGAACUAAUUUGGACUUGGGUUUGGGGAAGGCAGGGCUAGUGCUGGGAUGGAGGGGCUGGGGCGGAGGCUGGCUGGGGGCAGUGCGAGGACCGGCCGUGUGGGGUUGGAUGGGAUUCGAAGGCUGUUUUGGGAGGGUGAGGCAUCCUGGCACCCCACGGGGACCCUGUGGCCCCUGGCAAACAGAGCUGGUGCAGCCUCUUCUCCUCGCUGUGGAUCUUGGCAUGGAAAACCCCAAAUAUUGCUAGGAUCCUGCUGAGCGUCUGGCAGCUGUGCCUAUGUGAUGCCGGGAGAGCCAGCAGCCUCUCUCCGUGCUGUGGCACGUCACUGGCAUCUGUGGAUCCCCCUGACCUGUACCUGUACCCCUCAGCCUGGCAAUGAGGUGCUACCUCCCAGUGCGCCCCCCACGCCCGCUCGAGGUCUGCAGAAGACCGGCACUGCGCACGCACCAUAUUUUACCAGCACGAUUUCCUCCUUUGGCAUCGGUGAUGGGAGCGAGGGUGGAGAUGGGGGGAGCCCUGGGGAGACACAAAUGUGUGACUGCAGCAUCCUCGCUCUCAUGGCUGCAUUCCUCGCACCUCCUCACAGUUGCCUUAGCAACCUCCUAUCAAUGGGGUAUUUAUAGAGGAGGUGAAUGCGUGUUGGGAAGCCGGAGGGGGGACCAGGACUGGGUGGGCAUCUGCUAGGUCAGCCUCCAGCUUCAGGCAUCUUUUGGCUUGUGCGGAGGUGGGAGGGAUGCUGCUCAUCUUGGUGUCAGCGUGUGCGGUGGUCCAGCUUUUCCUGCUCAGUGGAGCCAGGGGAGGUAGUUAGGAAUUCGCAUGUGGAAAUGAAAAUAAAUGUCUGGGAUGUCUGUCCUUCUUGCAGGCAUCACUCGUGCUUGUAGGCUUGUGUAGACCUGGCUUAUUGUUGCACUGGAAUAAACUAUCUCUGAGUUCUGACAUUGUGUGCAUUGGCACAGAUGCUUAGAAAAAAGUUAAGGAUAAAAUCUUCCUGAUGCAUUAAAUGCGUUGCCUGAUGUAUGACAUGAGUUAUGGAGCUAGGGGUCCUGACAAAUCUGGUCUUGAAUAUCCUUAUUUCUGCGUCUCUCUUCUCAUGUCUAUCAAAGGGGGAGAAUGCCUGUAACAAUGAGGGCAAGUUUUCCAUGCUGUGCGUUCUUUUGUCCUGUGGGUUUGGGUCUCCUUGUAAAAACUGAUGACAACAAAAGCAGGUCAGGUAGUCCCUGCUCAGAGCUGAUGCAGCCUGUGGGGGAAUGCUCCUAUCUGGAGGCCUCUCAGCUGCUCUCAUAUCCCCCAGAACAGCUCAGAGAAGCGGAGUUGGGUGUGCAGUUUCUUGAGAAAAAUCCUCCUGGUGUGGGUGGUGGGGCACAGAAGGCGGCAGACCCCUCCUGUGUAAUUCUGGUGCUCUGCCGCUUUCCCUCACUCCUGCUUAAACUCCAGACUGAGGUUUGAAAUCCGAGUUUCAUAAACCGUUGGAAAUAAGCUGCUUUCUGCCUCUGGAGACAGCUCCAGGCUUGCUUGGCCCGUUGCACUUUUGGGGCAGGAACCUCAGAAACCACAGGAAACCCGAUGUUGGCAGGGAGAGGUGCUACAUUUGCUGAGAAGGUGGCUGUUGGUGAGAUGUGGUAGUGCCUGCUGUGGUGGUGUGCAUCAGCCCUUCUGUGUGUCUGGAUGCCUGGCUUUUAUGUGAAAUGACAAAUGUAUUUCUAGCCUCACUGGCCCCGUGAACAGCCCUGUGCUGUCCCUGACCUCGCUGCAGCUGAGCGUAUUCAAGUGCUUUUGGGAUAACUCUCAAUAUCUGAAGUCCUGGACCUAGGAUCAGCAUGUGGUUUAGUUCCUGCUGUUUCUAACCACGUUUGCUCCUUCAUCCGCAAUAAAUCCCUGUAGAAGCUGGUUAGUCCUGUCCCCUCUGUCUCCUGACAGAGUUGUGGCUUCAUCACACAAGGCAAGAGGAGAUGAGUUUGCCCAGGAUAGUCUGAUCAGUGGAGUGUCAAGCACAGGAAGAAGACAACAGGUGAAAAACAAGUGAAACUCCUCCUGCAAGCAGAGAGGGAUGUACUCUGCUUCUGCAGGACUUUGUUUCACUCUUGUAGGGUUUCAUUUAGUUUAGUUUUGCUUUUGAAGCACAAAAGGUGCUUUUCCAGCUGGAGAACUGUUGUCCUGGGUGUGCAGGGAGCUCUGUCACUCUUGCUGCUGCCCUUAGCUUGGCCUAACAACCUUUAGGAGAGGCACAUCCUUUUCUUUCCUGCUGUGUAGUCGGCUUUAUGGCAGUGGAGAAAACGGCCCUGUUUAUUGCAGAUUGUGGGUAGGAGUUGCAGAAGUGAGAACUGGCAUGGCUGUGAAGUUGAUUUAAAACUGGAUGACUGCUUUACCUGUAUCCAUCAAUCUCUUCUGAAAGGGAAGAACACCAGGCUGCUCCCAGCAGCUUCUGACACGCAGGCAGGAGCCCCCUGUAGCUGAGUGAGGCAGCAUGGCAAUGUUCUUGGGGGCCAGGAAUGCCCACUCGAUGCUGAAGCGCUUUCCCCGAGCCAACGGCUUCCUGGAGGAGAUCCAGCAGGGCACUAUCGAGCGGGAGUGCAUUGAGGAGGUCUGCAGCUAUGAGGAGGUCAAGGAAGUGUUCGAGAACAAGGAGAAGACGAUGGAGUUUUGGAAGGGCUACACCAACUCUGUCUACUCUGUCAAGGACCCUGGGCACAGCACAGAACGUUCAGAUGCUAUGUACGUGGUGGUGCCCCUCUUGGGAGUGGCUCUUCUGAUAGUCAUCGCCCUCUUCAUCAUCUGGAGGUGCCAGCUUCAAAAGGCUACCCGCCACCGCCCUUCCUAUGCCCAGAAUCGUUACCUGGCCAGCCGAACAGGACGCAGCCUCCCCAGGGUUAUGGUGUACCGGGAGCAGUCGCAAAGCCAAGGGGAAACCCAGUAUCAGCGAGAAGCAAGCAACCGUGUGGCUGGAGACAGGAGAGCUGGGGGUACCCCCCAGCAAGAUGGCACCCUCUACCCACCAGAACAUUCAGUCUCUGUCCUCUCCAGACUGUCCAGUGCCACCCCUCCACCUUCAUAUGACGAGGUGACGGGCCACCCAGAGAGCAGCAGCGGUGAAGAGACCAGCAUCUCCGACAAUGACCCACCACCAAAGUAUGAAGAGAUUGUGGCUGCUGCCUCUGUCACGGGCAAAUAGCGGGUCUGCCUCCCUCCUGCCUCUUCACACACACUCAUGCUCACCCCUCUCCCUUUGCUGUGCCCAGGACCCCCUUUGGGUGCCAGUCAGCACCCCAUCUCACCUGCUGGUGCCAUCACACAAUAGCCUUAUCCUCCUAACCAAAAAUAGCUGUCCCCAAGUGGGGUGAGGCUGGGCUGCAGGGAUAGCUCUGGAGCCAGCCAGCCAUCUCCUGCCCCUCACUCCCUGCUCACAUAAAUGCUGUAGCAGCUAGAGCAGAGCGGCAGCUUGUUCCUGGCUCAAUGCGGGGGUGUCCCCAUGGUGCAUUUGAUUUCCUUACUUCCCCCUCGAACAGACAUAACAUUCUCCAUGAUUAAAAUGGCCUCACUGCCUCCCUGGGGCACUGCUCAGCCUUACCCCAUAUCUUCAUCGGGUCCCAGUUUGCUGCUUGGGGCUCUGAUUAGGAGUUGGGGAUGCGGGAGGGGUGUGGCAAAUUUCUAUCCAUCCCCACAGUCAGUGUCCAUGGUCUGUGUUUGUGGAAAAAGUGCCUCCCCCGUGUGGAUUUGCUGCAGGUGUGAGUGGGGAGCUCGGUCCAUCCCGCGGUCCCUGUAGCAGCAUUUGCUGUCCAGAGAUCAGGGAGAAGCAGUCAGUGAGGUGCUCUCUGAUCUCCUAGAUCCCUUUGGAAAGCAGGAAAGGCUCGUGGUGGUCUUGUAUGUGAGGUAAGUAGCAGGUCCUUUCCCUGAUGCUCUCCGCUUUCCCCCUGUGGGGGGCAGGGCACCUAAGGGUCUGGCUGCAGCGGAGCUGGCUGAUGGGGUCAUCUCUGAUCUCGAGCCAAAGGUGGUCCCAUGGCUUUAAGUGGUGGGGAUGCUUCUCUUUCCUGGAGUGUGGCCUAUCUGGUGUCUGCCCCAGAGGUGGGAUGUUGGCACAGGGAGAUUGCAGAUGGGCCAAACGUCCCCUCUCCUGACCCUGAACCUCUCUGUCCUGCCUGGCCUCUCUCUUUGAGGCUCUUUUUCCUCCAGAACAGGUAAAGGGGAAUGCAAGACUCCGCUUUCCUCCAGGCCUGUUGACAGAGGUGGCUGCAAAGGUGAGAGCUGACCAUGCCACAACCCGGCAGUCCGGGUGGGUUGGGAGCAGGGCCAAACUGUGUUGUGCCUGACCACGGGGUGAUUGUGGUGCCAGAGCAGGGCAGAGCCAGGUGCUUUGCUGUGGGACCAGAGUGUCCCCCUUUCCUGGGCAGCUGCUUUUGGGGUCCAAGCAAUGGGGCUGUCCUUUCCAGUCAUGUCUGAUGGGUUAAAAAGGGCGUUGUGCUCACCCACCCCGCAGGGGUAGCACAGAAACUCCCAGCACUGAGACCCCUUGGUGUUCACCCCAGCACCAGUCUCUCCACCAGCACUGACAGGCUAUUGGACAUCCAUUGGCUGCCUGCACCAUGCUUGGUCCCAGUGAUGCUCUCACAGCAGGUACCCUCAGCCCAGAGCUGAGGCUUGCCCAGCGUGGCCAUUCCUGGGGCGGGACACGUGGGGUUUGCAGCUGCUGGCACCUUGUCUGUCCUUUCCCAGGCCUUUACUCUGCCUUUCGACCUUAGCAAAUCAGGGUUAUGGGAAGACCUGACAGCGAGCAUUGGGGACAGAGCCUGGAAAAGACCAGAGGGAGACAGAAGGGUGCUCUGCAUCCUCUGUCUUUGAUGCUCAGUCAUUAUCUCUACAGUUUGUAUUCUGUAAAACUUGGUAUAUUUCUGUGCAAAAGAAAAAAAAAAAGGUAUUUAUUAAAAAACCCUCACUG
This is a messenger RNA of Grus americana (Whooping crane), 5002 nucleotides long. RefSeq names its product proline rich and Gla domain 3 (gene PRRG3). The transcript has 4 exons. The record is from RefSeq and is a predicted model, not a curated record. Gene Ontology annotation, cellular component: extracellular region. Gene Ontology annotation, molecular function: calcium ion binding. The coding region runs from base 2537 to 3241 and encodes 234 amino acids. Lineage: Eukaryota; Metazoa; Chordata; Aves; Gruiformes; Gruidae.